CAACGCCGCCCUCCUUCAGCAUCGUCUUCCCCAAACCCUUAAGGAGAUCGUGAAGCCCAGCAAAGUAAAAAGAGGGUGAAGUCAACGUUACCACUAAAUGGAGGCGAGAGUCCAGCGGACGUGAUGAAUGAGGAUACUACGAUGGGAGAGCAGCGCUACAGCCAUGGCAGUCCCAUACCAGCAGCAUGGUCCUCUGGAAAGAGGGCGGCGCAACGCUUAUUCAGCGAACUCCUCCGCCCGGAUGCAUGGGUAUAUUGCAGACUCCGAUUCAGAGGAUGUUGCAGCAGCGAUCAGAGAAGAUGGUCUGGAAGCCAAUGAGGAGGGUGAAGACGACCCGGUUUGCCCGACAAUAAAAUUCUCGGCGGCUGAGGAACGAAGAUAUUGCAGGGAGCUACGAUCAGCACUAGUUGUUAAGGUGUUUGGUCGGUUGUCAUCGUACACUUUGGUCUCAUGCACACUCAAUGCCAUUUGGGCUAAGGCCGGGACAAUUUAAGUAGCGUCGGCAAAAACGGGUACUUCCUGGUGCGAUUUACGAGUGGGCUUGAUUAUGAACGUGCAGUCACGGGAGGGCCAUGGAUGGUUGGUGAUCACUACUUAACAGUGCACAUGUGGGACAAGGAUUUCAACCCUUAUAGCCACGAGGUAUCGUCAACCCUUGUUUGAGCAAGACUAUUUGAUAUCCCAGCACAAUACUUCCACACGGAUGAGGUUAUGAAAAUUGGAAAUCGCAUUGGUAAACCACUGCGAGUUGACCAGGCUACCAGUACAGGUGCACGGCUUGACAAUGCGAGAGUAUGUGUUCAACUCAACCUUACAAUGCCGCUACUCUCAUAGUUUUGGAUCCAUGGAAUCAAGUACUUCAUCCAGU
Molecule: messenger RNA, 868 nt
Organism: Linum trigynum
Lineage: Eukaryota; Viridiplantae; Streptophyta; Magnoliopsida; Malpighiales; Linaceae
Source: the annotation of a GenBank genome assembly